ACCAUCCCACCACCACGUAUGACCACCACCGACGUCUGCAACCACCACCGCAGGAUGUAUAACCAUCUUUAUCAUAUCUAUCUCUCUCUCUCUUGCCACAAUCCGUGAAGAACGAAGUUUUCCGAUGAAAAUCCCCAACCCUAGAUCCUAACGCGCCAUUACCACCACCAUUAACGCCACCACUGCACAACACCACCACCCUUCCAUUUAUAACUAUUAAGAUCUCUGUUACAGAUCUGAGCAUCGUUUCCGUUUCCUGCUGCAAAGCAAAGAAGCGAGUAUUCACAAAGCAAAGCAAAGCAAACCCAUUCCAACUUUCUCACAAUACCCAACUAAUUUCAUCUCCGAUUUCAUCACACAAACAAAGAUUCUUCAAUUGGUUCUUGCGAUCUUGUUAAUGUGGGUUCUUUCAAGAUUUCCAAUUGGGUAUUUCUGGGUUCUUGUAAGCUCCAACUUUUUAUAUAAUGCCAGCAUUGAAUCAAGAAGAUAGGAGUAGUCAAAGAUGUGAUUUGGGGGAUGAUAAGAAAAGGGUUAGGGUUAGAUCUUUGAAGAAAAAAGCAAUGGGUGGGAUGCCAAACGCGGUGAAAACGCCAAGUAAUAAGCGGGUUUCCAAUUGUCGAUUUGCUUCUGUUUCAAUUGAUGAUGUUAGAGAUGACGAGGAAGAGAAAGUAGUGAAUGCUUUUCGUGAAAUCUUGAUCGAGAAAGACUUGCUUCCUGAUGCUCAUGAUGAUUAUCACACCUUGUUGAGAUUCUUGAAGGCUAGGAAAUUUGAUAUUGAUAAGGCCGUCCAAAUGUGGGUAGACAUGCUCAACUGGAGGAAAGACUAUGGUGCUGAUUCCAUCUUAAAGGAUUUUGUAUAUGAUGAAUAUGAAGAGGUUCAAAGCUACUAUCCUCAUGGCUAUCAUGGCGUGGACAAAGAGGGACGGCCUGUUUAUUUUGAACGAUUAGGAAAAGUGGACCCCAGUAAGCUUAUGAAUGUCACCACAGUUGACAGGUUUCUAAGAUACCACGUACAAGGUUUCGAGAAAGCGUUUUCUGAAAAAUUCCCAGCAUGUUCCGUUGCAGCUAGAAGACAUAUAGAUUCCUGCACCACCAUAUUGGACGUUCACGGAAUGAACUGGAUGAGUUUUGGUAAAGUUGCACAUGAUUUGUUAAUGCGCAUGCAGAAAAUAGACGGAGAUAACUAUCCUGAGACUCUACAUCAGAUGUUCAUUGUCAAUGCUGGUAACGGAUUCAAAUUAGUAUGGAAUACGGUGAAAGGAUUUCUUGAUCCAAGAACAACCUCAAAGAUACAUGUUCUUGGCAACAAGUAUCAGAGCAAACUGUUGGAAGUUAUCGAUUCAAGCCAAUUACCGGAUUUUCUUGGCGGAAGUUGUUCAUGUCCUAAUGAAGGUGGAUGCUUGAGGUCAGACAAGGGUCCUUGGCAUGAUCUAGAAUUAAUGAAGCUAAUCAAUACGGAAAAUACAGAGAAAAAUGGUAGCUUUUAUGAUGAUUCUAAUUUACAAGUCAAGUCAAUUGUUUCUCAGAGUAUAAGCCGUAAAAUAUCUGGGGAUCUAGCGGGCUUUCAAACUCAUGUUCCAAGAAGAUCAAUGUCUCUCAAUCUUAGGAGUUCGGUCAACAUACCUGUUUCUAACGAAACAAGAGUUGAACAAGUGGUUUCCAGUUCUCAGAUUGAUGUUACUCCCAGAAAUGAUUUUACAAUAUCAAGAAUGACGAUGGAAGAAUCCACUGUGAAUAAAGUUUUUGGCUUUCCGUACAAAGUUUUAACCUACAUAUUUCUUAUUUCUUUUGGGUUGGUGAAUUUUUUGACAAGAAACAUUAUCAAGUCAUUUAGCAACGAGAAAAACAUACAACGGUUUGUGAAUGCUUCCAGUCCCCCCGUAGAAAAAGAUAAAGAUAUUUUGCACCCGUGUGAGGAGAAGUUAAAACAAUUAGAAGCAAUGGUGGCUGAGCUUUCAAGUAAGCCGUCAAGAAUUCCACAAGAAAAAGAGGAAAUGCUCGCUGAAUCCAUGAAUCGUAUAAGAUCAAUGGAGUAUGAUUUGCAAAAGACUAAAAAAGCAUUAUUUGCUACGGCUUCAAAACAAAUGGAACUCGAGGAGUCAAUAGAGACCCUAAGAGGGGAUGCUAUUAAUAGAACAAACUCGUGUUGGGUGAGACGGACCAAAUCAUCCUCAAGUGGAAGAUGGCAAUGAACGUCGGAAGUUUAGUCGGUUGACCUCAAAAAGUCAACUUCGCUUCAGACAAAGAUUCUCGUUUCGGGCAUAUGAUUUCUCAUUCAAAACUCGAGGUUUCUGAGUAAUAUACAACACAACAAUUACACACAUGCAGAAAAAAAUAUAAUUUCUUCGUUCUUUCCCCGCUCGGGUUGAUAAUUAAAGGCGUUUGAAUUAAUUAAACAACAUGCAUACUUGUUAAUAGAUGGUUUACAUAGAAUGAGAUAAUUCGCCCAGAAAAACACGUUUGACGGGAAUAGGUCAGCGGUUUUUGCGUAAACAAGUACUUUUUAUUUUUGUUUCAUGUGUAGUUCCGAGAACUUUAUGACUCAUAAUGAUUUGAUUCACGGUUGAAUCGAAAUUUGAGCAAUAAGAGCAUAUACGUGUUGACUUCUUA
Molecule: messenger RNA, 2610 nt
Organism: Helianthus annuus (common sunflower)
Lineage: Eukaryota; Viridiplantae; Streptophyta; Magnoliopsida; Asterales; Asteraceae
Product: phosphatidylinositol/phosphatidylcholine transfer protein SFH9
Exons: 16
Coding region: 465-2192 (575 amino acids)
Source: RefSeq, a predicted model, not a curated record